AUGUCUCUAACAGUCGCUGAUUUGAAGUACUUGGACUCUGCUCAAUUGUACCAGUGGAUUAAACAAAAUGCUUCAUCGUCAGGUUCAAAGUUUUUGGUGGUUGAUGUUAGAGAUUCCGAUUACGUAGGUGGACAUAUCAGAGGCGGAUUGAAUGUUCCGUCCUCAACAGUUAAGUCUCAAUUGGAACCUCUGUUCAAUCGGUUGUUGGAAAAUGAUGUCAAAGACGUAGUGUUCCAUUGCGCUUUAAGUCAGCAAAGGGCUCCUUCCUCUGCUAUGCUCUUUAUUAGAUAUCUUAACCAGCAGAACUCGGAUUUGACCAAGGGUCUUAAAAUAUGGAUCUUAAAAGGUGGUUUCGUCAAAUGGCAGGAAGCCUAUGGUGAAGAUGACUCUGUAACAGAAGCUUACGAAAAGGAUAUCUGGAGAUAUGGAUACUGA
Komagataella phaffii GS115 is the source of this 435-nucleotide messenger RNA. RefSeq lists its product as hypothetical. The transcript has a single exon. NCBI's taxonomy places the organism in Eukaryota, Fungi, Ascomycota, Pichiomycetes, Pichiales, Pichiaceae. The record is from RefSeq and is a predicted model, not a curated record. The coding region runs from base 1 to 435 and encodes 144 amino acids. Gene Ontology annotation, cellular component: nucleus; cytoplasm. Gene Ontology annotation, molecular function: protein tyrosine phosphatase activity.